Molecule: messenger RNA, 5759 nt
Organism: Pseudoliparis swirei
Lineage: Eukaryota; Metazoa; Chordata; Actinopteri; Perciformes; Liparidae
Product: inactive phospholipase C-like protein 2
Exons: 6
Coding region: 18-3392 (1124 amino acids)
Biological process (GO): lipid metabolic process; intracellular signal transduction
Molecular function (GO): phosphatidylinositol-4,5-bisphosphate phospholipase C activity
Source: RefSeq, a predicted model, not a curated record
GUGCUCGGAAGUUGCCCAUGGCGGAGUUCGGGGAGGACGGCGGCCGCCUGCCUCCAUUGAAUCUCGGGGAGGAUACGGCCGUGGCCGGCGACGGAGAAGAAGAAGAAGAAGAAGGAGACGCUGGCAAGACGCAUCGCGAAGUGUCGGUGUCGGUGUCGAAUGGAAGCUGCGGGGUACCGGACAACAUGGUCGGCGGCUCGGGAGCCCGCGUCGCACCUGGCGGCCACGCCGGGCCGGAUGCCGCCAACACCUCCGCGGGAUCGGACGCCACGUCGGAAAUACCGCGCAGGAGCAGCAUUAUCAAGGACGUCUCGAGACAGCGCAAAGAAAGAAAGAAGACGGUAUCGUUCAGCAGCAUGCCCACAGAGAAGAAAAUUAGCACCGCAAGCGACUGCAUCAACGCAAUGGUGGAUGGCUCCGAGCUGAAGAAAGUGCGAUCAAAUUCCCGCAUCUACCACCGCUACUUUCUCCUGGACGCCGACAUGCAGUCUUUGAGAUGGGAGCCCACGAAGAAGGAGUCAGAAAAGGCCAAAAUUUAUGUGAAAUCCAUCAAAGAAGUGCGGACAGGCAAAAACACAGACACCUUUAGAACUAAUGGGACCUAUGAUCAGAUUUCGGAGGACUGUGCCUUCUCGAUCAUCUUUGGGGAGAACUAUGAGUCCCUGGACUUGGUGGCACACACUGCAGAUGUGGCCAACAUCUGGGUUACCGGGCUGAGGUACCUGAUCUCCUACGGGAAACACGCCUUGAAUAUGAUCGAAAGCACUCAGAACAACAUGCGCUCCUCUUGGCUCGGCGAACUUUUUGACGAGGCGGACGUUAACGACAGCAGAAAGGUAUCGAUAUGUGCUGCUGUGCAGCUGGUCAAGAAGUUGAACCCCGGACUUAAAAAUGUGAAAAUAGAACUGAAGUUCAAAGAGAUUCACAAAGCCAAGGACAAAGUGGGUUCGGAUGUGACGAGAGACGAGUUCAUCGAGGUCUUUCACGAUCUUUGCACCAGACCGGAAAUCUAUUUUCUCUUUGUUCAGUUCUCCAGUAAUAAAGAAUUUCUGGAUAGCAAGGACUUGAUGAUAUUCCUGGAGGCAGAGCAGGGUAUGGCACAAGUCAGUGAAGACACCAGCUUAGAGGUCAUUCUCAAAUAUGAACCAUCCAAAGAGGGCCGGCUUAAGGGUUGGCUUUCUCUAGAUGGGUUCACCAACUAUCUCUUGUCUCCAGAGUGCCAUAUAUUUGACCCUGAACAAAAAACAGUUUGCCAAGACAUGAACCAGCCCGUGUCCCACUAUUACAUCAACGCAUCCCACAACACGUAUCUGAUAGAGGAUCAGUUCAGAGGUCCCUCUGACGUGACGGGGUACAUCCGUGCCCUCAAGAUGGGCUGCCGCAGUGUAGAGCUGGAUGUUUGGGACGGGCCUGACAACGAACCUGUUAUUUACACCGGUCACACGAUGACAUCGCAGAUAGUUUUUCGCAGCGUCAUCGACGUCCUCAACAAGUACGCCUUUGUUGCAUCCGAGUUUCCACUGCUGCUGUGUCUAGAAAACCACUGCUCCUUAAAGCAGCAGAGAGUCAUGUUUCAGCACAUAAAGAAGAUCCUCGGAGACAAGAUCCACACGGAUCCUCCGAAACCCGAGGACUGCUACCUGCCCUCCCCCUUGGAACUGAAGGGAAAGAUCCUGCUGAAGGGUAAGAAACUGAGCACGAGCUGCACCGCGUCAGAAGGCGAGGUGACGGACGAGGACGAGGGCGCCGAAAUGUCUCAAAGGAUGAGCAUCGACUCUGCGGAACAACAGACGGUGGCGCCCAAGAAAUUCCAGCUGUCGAAGGACCUCUCCGAUCUGGUGACCUUGUGCAAGUCUGUGGAGUUCAAAGAUUUCCCGACGUCCUUCCAGAGCCAGAAGCAAUGGGAGCUGUGCUCUUUCAACGAGGUCUUUGCCAGUCGCUGCGCCAGCGACUUCCCGGGUGACUUUGUGAACUACAACAAGAAGUACCUUGCGCGAGUUUACCCCAGCCCCAUGCGGAUCGACUCCAGCAACAUGAAUCCGCAAGACUUCUGGAAGUGCGGUUGCCAGAUCGUGGCGAUGAACUACCAGACUCCGGGCCUGAUGAUGGAUUUAAACAUCGGGUGGUUUCGCCAGAACGGGAACUGCGGCUACGUGCUGCGUCCGGCCAUCAUGAGGGAGCACGUGUCAUAUUUCAGUGCCAACACGAAAGAUUCAGUGCCCGGUGUUUCUCCACAGCUCUUGCACAUCAAGAUCAUCAGCGGACAAAACUUCCCCAAACCCAAAGGCUCCGGUGCCAAAGGAGACGUAGUAGACCCCUACGUGUACGUGGAAAUACACGGCAUUCCGGCCGACUGCGCCGAGCAGAGGACUAAAACGGUCAACCAGAACGGGGACAACCCUCUGUUUGACGAGAGCUUUGAGUUUCAGGUCAACCUCCCCGAGCUCGCGAUGGUGCGCUUCGUGGUGCUGGACGACGACUACAUCGGCGACGAAUUCAUCGGCCAGUACACCAUCCCCUUCGAGUGCCUCCAGCCAGGCUUUCGACACGUGCCGCUACAAUCACUGACGGGGGAGGUGCUGCCACACACCUUGCUGUUUGUUCACGUGGCCAUAACCAACCGCAGAGGAGGCGGCAAACCGCACAAACGGGGCCUGUCUGUACGAAAGGGCAAGCGGAGCCGGGAGUACGCCAGCAUGAGAGUGCUGUUGAUCAAGGCCGUGGAUGACGUCUUCAAAACCGCCGUGCUGCCACUGAGGGAGGCAACAGAUCUCAGAGAAAACAUGCAGAAUGCCAUCGUGUCCUUUAAAGAGCUGUGCGGCCUUUCAGCGGUUGCUAACCUGAAGCAGUGCAUCUUGGCCCUGGCCCCUCGACUGACUGGACCCGACAACAGCCCUCUUCUGGUGUUCAACCUCGCGGACCAGUACCCCAACUUGGAGCCCCAGGGUCUGCUACCAGAGGUCCUCAAGAAAGUCGUCACCACCUAUGACAUGGUGAUCCAGACCAGCAAGACUCUGCUGGAGAACUACGAGGCGGUGUACGAGAGAUUUCUACAAACCCAAAAAGCCGCGAUGGAGUUCCACGAGAACCUCCACGACUCGGCGGUGAAGGAGGGGCUGAAGGGCCGGAAGCUGCACAAGGCGGUGGAGAGCUUCACGUGGAACAUCACCAUCCUGAAGGGCCAGGCGGACCUCCUGAAGCACGCCGGGGGUGAAGUCCAGGAGAACCUCCGGCAGAUCCACUACGCCGCCCUCACCAGCAACCUCAGCAAAGGCGGAGCGGCGGGCGGCGGCGGCUCGGCCGGCUCCGAGUCCAAGAGCAGACGCGGCCUGGAGGCCAUCCCCGAGAAGGCCCCGGUGGAGGGGGAGGAGCUACCCGACGAGGUCCACUGAAGAACCACACAGACCCAAAAGCUCUCUCUCUCUCUCUCUCUUUACCACUCUGCUCUGGCAUCACUGCACACACAAACACACACACACACACACCAGUGUUUUUCCACAUUCCAUUGUGUACAUUCCUGUAUCCCCAAGCACAGCUGUAACCUCUCAGACUUCUGCCUCGUAACCAUCAGUAAAAAUAAAAAAAUAAAUGCCACAACGACUCCAACACACACACACACACACACACACAGACAUCCUGCCCCCGAGUUCAGCUCACAGGAAGUGGACGGCAUCGCUCCCCCGAGCCUCGAACCGAUCACGUGCACACACACACACAUACCAGACCUUCAUCAAAGUGCCAGACAUGAACCCCCCCCCCUCUUCAUCACAUUAGUCCUCUCCAUUCAUUCCUCUCGUCUUGUCUCCGGGGCGAGGUGGGAGGAGCCAGCAGUCACAUGACCUCACUGUUCAGAGACGGUUCAAAGGAAGGAGCCCGUUGGAUUAUUGUUAUUACUGUUGUAAGAGAUUUACUAAAGCACAAUGUUAUUUUUUAUUUUUUUUAGAGUUAUGAAUGUUACGAGACAGGCGGAGCGAAAGAAGUUUUUUAAAAAAAGAAGAAAAAAAAGUCGUGAAUGAGAGUAAAAGAGAGUUUACAAUCCUGGACCGGUCCGUGUUCUUGUCUGCCAGCGUCCUGUGUGAGUACACCUGUGACCCGGUUAACAUCCUGUUACACGAUUUGUUUCCUCCUGCAGAGUGCAUCGUUUUGUUAUUGUAUACUUGGAAAUAUAAGAUUUAUUUUAUUAAAAAAAAAGAUAUAUGGACACGUCUGUGGCAAAAAACCCACAAAAAACAGAAGGUGUAUUAGUGUGUAGACGAGGAGGAGCGACAACAGAAUGUAUUCACACGUCUCGACCACCAGCAGCUGCGUGGCGGACAACCACGCGUCACCCGGGGGAGACGGCUUCGCUUUGGGGGGGCCUCGCGUUUCAGAGAAGGUGUUUUUAAAUGAGCUGCAGCUCCUUGCAGGCGAGCGCUCGACCGCCACGACGACACCAACUGUGGCGGCUUUAGAGAGAAAAAAGAGACUAAUUCCCGGACUAAUCACCCGGUUGAGUUCUCUUCCGGGAGGUCACGUUCAAAGACCGCCGUCGCAGUUUGAGCCGUCGGUGUUUUAACGACUUUGAAGGAAUGCCCCCCCCAAAAAAAAUGCUUUCAUCAUAACCCCUUUGUACGAAUUUAAACUCAGGUCUGUUGAGAAGGACGUGAAGUUCAGAGUGAUUACCACCGCGUCAGCGUUUAUUUAAAUGUGUGAACCCGAACAUCGGUGGACUAGUUUACGCCUUUUUUAAAAUGCCCUUUUCCCCUCGAGCUCUUCGUUUAACAGUCCACGUCUCUCAUCCGACAAGAAGUGAGGAGAGUCAUAAACUCUGUGAUCGACACGACCUUCAGAAGGUCGUCUAACCAACAUUUUAAUGCUCACUCGCGUCACACUUUUCUCAAUUCACCGAGUCCCUAUUGUUAUGCAAGAGGGAAGGUUGAAGGUGACAAUUUUUAUCAUCACCCGGAACAUGCAGCCUCCAAAUUGACCGUUAAUAUCCAUUCAAUUAAUCAAUUACAUAUAGCGAGGUGUACCUAAUAAACUGGCCAUUGAGGAGACGCGGGCAUGCAAAAAAGAGAAGGGCUAAAAAAAAAAUGCUUAACUCUAAUUGUAUUAUUACUGAUACAUACAUGUGUUAGAGCUUCACAUAUUAUUUCUGAACUGACAGCCGAUCAUGUGACUUCACCAAAUCCAGUUCAAGGAAUUUAAGUAUGACGUUUACAAAUUUAAAAUAAAUAGAUUUUUUUCUUCAACUGCAAAAAAUGUUGUCGUUGUGAAUCUUGAUUAAAAACACGCCUGCAAAAAAAGAAAAAUUAAAAACUAAAUCUGCUGCAGAGUUUCUAUAACGUGGAAUCUUAUGUAUUUAUUAAAAAGUCACGUUUGGUGAAAGAUAAUAAUUCCCUUUUUCUUCUUUUAAAAUCGUAAAUUGGAUGUGAAAAAUAAUUCUAUUUCAUGGAUUAUCGGGGAUAAUUACCUCAAAAAUAUUGAUCACCAGAGAGAAAUCAAUCACUUUGAAUCCACCGACACGUUUCCACCCGGAGAACUUCUCCUCUUCAUGUUUCAUCUGCAGCUCGUUUAUGUCGCCAUGUUGGAUUUCAUUUAAAAACACAGGAAAAAAUAAACUAUUGUUGUCUCAGUGCCAGUCGGCGUAUUUCUAAUUGUUGUUGAGGACGGGGAAAAAACACAACCCUCCCACAAUGCAUUGCACAUUGAACUCCGGUCUCACGUCUUCUUCUUCUGACAAGUCCACAAAAAAACGGAAUAAACUGUUGGAUAGAUUU